Messenger RNA from Fusarium pseudograminearum CS3096, 2334 nucleotides. RefSeq lists its product as uncharacterized. The record is from RefSeq and is a predicted model, not a curated record. Gene Ontology annotation, molecular function: protein binding. Bases 1 to 2334 code for a protein of 777 amino acids. The transcript has a single exon. NCBI's taxonomy places the organism in Eukaryota, Fungi, Ascomycota, Sordariomycetes, Hypocreales, Nectriaceae.
AUGUCGGGACAUCCAGGAAGCACUCGGCGUGACAUCAGCCAUAACGCAUUCAACGACCACACCAGGAUCCAUCAAGGGGAUGUCCACAACCAUGUUCACUACAGCUCGCCCCGCCCGACUCCCCACGCUGGAGUUAUCCGCGUCAUCCCUUAUCCCCGCAACGAAGAUCUAGUCCCUCGCCGAAAUCUCAUCGACAAACUAGAUGAGCUUCUUCCAUCGACACCAGAAUCUUACAGCGCCGCCCUUUGGGGUCUGGGAGGCUCAGGCAAGACACAGAUUGCCCUAAACUAUGCCUACCGACGAUGCGAUACCGACCAAGAAUGUUGUGUCUUCUGGGUCCAUGCUGAAAACGAAGCUACCUUUUCGGCCGACUACAAGACGAUUGGAAAAACGCUUGGAGUGGACGAUCAGCUAAAUGGGCCACAUCUUCUUGAUGCUGUACGAACGGCAAUUGAAGCAAAGCCAAAGUGGUUGAUGAUCAUCGACAACGCAGACAACCUAGGUCUAUUUGGAGUCGGCCGACAAGCAAAAGCGGAAGAGGAGAUUGAGCAACAGGGCCAGAACCUGCGUGGGUAUAUCCCCUGUGCUCCGCAAGGAUCGGUCCUAUGGACGAGCAGAGAUGGCCAUGUUGCAGGCACCCUGGUCGGAGCACGUCGCGGUAUAAAGGUACAAUCUAUGGCCCCGUACGAAGCGAGACAUCUUCUCGGGAAUAUACUACACAACACUUCAACGGCGCCCGAAACAUUGAGAGGGGCAGGGACAGAUGCCCUCUUAGAAGAACUACAGUACCUACCAUUGGCCAUCUCCCAAGCCGGCGCAUACAUGAAACGUUCAUCGAUGACAGCCGAAGAGUAUCUCAAUUCCCUCAAUCGAGGAAAGACCAGGUGGGAAGUGCUCAAAGUCAGUAAUACUGACCGACAUCGGCGGCUGGAAGUAUCAAACAGUGUGCUUGAGACAUGGAAAAUCUCAACAGAGCAAAUCCGAACUGAAAGUAAGAUUUCAUACCAUAUACUGCACGUUAUUGCAUAUGUCGACAACCAAAAUAUACCAGAAGAGCUACUGGUAGCCGCAGCUUCUUCAUUUGUGAUCGAUGAAGAUAAAACUCAAGACGUCUCAGAGCUCGGAGCUAAGGAGGCAGUGGCACGGCUACAGGAGUUUUCCUUUCUCAACCUACGCGGAACAUAUGAUGGCGAACGACGCUAUGAGAUGCAUAAGCUGGUCCAAGAGGCUAUACGAUAUGAUCUGAGGAUUCGAAGCUUAUCGGAGAAUGCAUCAUGCAACGGACUAGAAGAGUUGGAAGCAUUCUACAGCGCUAAGGCAUUGCAUGUAGUGAAUGGCCUCUUCCCUACAGAAAGGAUACGGGUUUCGAGGGUGCAGUGCGAUAAAUAUGCCGCGCAUGCUAUAAGAGUAGGGGAGUGGGCAGAGUUGAGCAACACAAAAGUUCUCACAGCCCAUCUGCUCCAGCGUGUAGCUUCAUUUUUCAAAUAUAGAGGAAUAUGGCGAGAGGCCAAGUCAUUGUUUGAACGGGUAUUGGGUCUCAGGCGAGAGGUGUUUGGAGAAAACCACUUGGCCACAAUCUCGGCUCGACAAGACAUUGCGAUGAUGUACAGCCUUGAAAGCCAAUAUGCUAAGGCCCUACCUAUUCAUCUAGAAGUACUGGAAUUCCGACGGCAAGUGCUCGGAGAGAAACACCCAGUUACUUUAUCUUCUAUGCAAAGACUUGGCUCAGCGUAUAUGAACUUGGGACAAUAUGACGAGGCAGAAGUACUAAUUGAAAAGGCACUGAAGCUACAACGCGGUGUGUUCGGAGAGAAACACCUUGAAGCAAUUCGAUCUAUGAGACACCUUGGAUACACAUACCUGAGGCAGGGUCGUCUAAGUGAAGCGCAAAGGAUUGCGACAGAAGCACUAGAAAUUGCACGAGAGGUGCUGGGGGGUUCAGAUCUGCAUACUAUCAACGUAAUGAAAUUGCUUGGGCUGGUAUACAACAACCAGGGUCAUUACAAGGAAGGUGAAGUCAUCUUGGCUGAAGCACUAAGUACUGGAAAAGAAGUAUUCGGAGUGAUGCAUCCAGAAAUUAUUGGGGUCAUGGGGGAUCUUGCAUGGGUAUACGGUUGUCAGGGCCGAUAUAAUGACGCUGAAUCACUUUAUCAAAUCGUUUUGGAUUUACGUCAACAAGUCCAUGGAGACAACCAUCCCACAACAAUAGCGACUAUGAAGAAUCUGGCAAUAAUCCGGGAGAAAUCACAACGCCACUGUCGUCGUACAGAAUCCGUCGAGGUUUUGGCAUUGGCCGAAGCGGAAGGUGGGAAACAAGGGUAUAGGUCGCCAUAG